Eurytemora carolleeae is the source of this 1649-nucleotide messenger RNA. Its product is annotated as zinc finger protein 85. Bases 21 to 1388 code for a protein of 455 amino acids. NCBI's taxonomy places the organism in Eukaryota, Metazoa, Arthropoda, Copepoda, Calanoida, Temoridae. Gene Ontology annotation, cellular component: nucleus. The record is from RefSeq and is a predicted model, not a curated record. The transcript is spliced from 7 exons.
AAGAGAUAUGAAAUUGUAACAUGUCACCAAAGACAGUCAGACCUGAGAUCUCUAUAGAAUGGUUGGAUGUGAGCAUAGAUAUUAAGGUGUGUGGGGUGGAUAUACCUCCUGAGGAUCGAGGAUAUGUUCGACUGUUCCCUGACCUGGAUAACCGAUUGGUCACCAGGGAACAAAUAGAUGCUAACAAGCAUCUCUUUAGAAAAGAACGGAAGAAACUGCAAAAGUACGAAUAUACUUUGCUACCCUCAAACUCUAAUAAUGAAUCAACAGCUAAGGUUUUACCGAAGCUUAUGUGCAAUCACUGUGGAAAAUCAUUCUCCCGAAGAUCUACGCUAGAACAGCACAUUGCGUCUCAUGACAGAAAUAACUCGAGUUGGGAGGAUGUACAGGAUGCCGCGUUACAAGAUCUAGAACACGCAAUAGUAUUUGGAGGCGGAGGAACUGUAGUUAAAGGAGGUGCUGGUCGGGAGGAUCUGGACCUCAGUAGAGAAGACGGGGAGGAGGAGGAGAUCCCAGCUCCACAAGGAGCUUGGUUCACUCAACUAGACUCAGAGUUCAGAUGCAAUAAGUGCUUUAAGUCGUUCAACAAAAUGAGUCUUUUAAAGAAACACAUGAAGAUUCAUUCAGGUAUUAAACCCUAUGCCUGUGAGGUGUGUGGAUGGAGAUUUCUGCAAAGAUACAGUUUGAAGAAACACAUGUGGACUCACAGCAUUGAGAAACCCAACAAGUGUAUUGAAUGCCACGCAGCAUUCUCAGAUCCUUCAACGCUACGAGCUCAUGUUCUCAAGUUCCAUAAUCAAGAGGAAUUAGAUUUUAUCUCAGCUGACCAUAAUCCCCCUCAGCUGAUCCAAUGUCCUCAGUGUGACCGAAAGUUUGCCGCUAAGGCCCAUCUAGACCGACAUUUGCCGGUGCACAACAAUAUGGCUAAACCGUAUGAAUGCGAUAUAUGUGGUUGGAAGUUUCAUCUCCUACAUAAUAUGGAAAGGCAUCGAGCAACGCAUAACAGGAAAGGAAAGAAGGCAAAAGUACCUCCUCAUAAAAGAUUCAAGCGUAAAUACAAGAAAAGAAAGGGUAAAGAAUCCAAAGGUAACAAGGAAGACGAUGAUGAUGAGCUUUACAAUGAAGAAAAAGAUGACAAAGAGGAACAGGAUGGUAAAGAAGAACAAUCUGAAGGGGAAGACAACCCUGAUCGUAGUAAAGAUGAUGAGGGAGAGUCGGAAGAAGAAGAAGAUGAUGAACUGAAAAGUUCAGAUCCUGUGGAACCGGAACAUGUUUCAGUUGUAAACGAGGAAGAUUCUAAAAUUAAAGAAUCCAACCUAGGUGAAGAAGAAACCAAAGAAGAAAAGGACGAAAAAGAUUCAGAAAAUAAAUCUGGGGAGACAUCUUAAACUUUGAGUCAACUAAGUCAAAUGCCUGAUAUCUUAUCUUUGGUUAAAACAUUAGUGAAUUACGCGUGAACAAUUUCUUUUGGUUUAAUGAAUUAUCUGGAAGAGAUAUUUUUUCAACUUGACAUUUUUAUCUUUUAGUGAUCCAAUCGCUUUUGGUGAAAUUUCAAAGUAUGUAAACUUCAUUUUUAUUGUUGCGUACUAAUAAUUUCUCCUUAUUCUGAAUAUCAGAUUCUUCAUUAUUCUAAAUAUCAGAUUUGUUAU